GGCGUCGCCAUCUUGAAAAUCUGGAAAAGAGAACAAAAAUUAAAAUAGAAAUAAUAGCAAAUCAGUUGACUUCUUAUGAUUACUGUUCACUGAUCAGUUAGUUUACUAUGGAUAGAGACAGGUUUAUGUAUGAGCGAGGUCGAGAUAUGGGGAUGGACCGAGAAUUUGAAAUGAGAGGAAGAGGAGGAGGAGGAGGUGGAUUGCUUCCUGGUCCAGUAGACGACUUCGAAAUGGGAAGAGAAAGGGGUCCUUAUGGCCCUAGUGGAAUUUUAGGAGAGGUUCCACGAGGACGACCCUUGUUAUCUGAGCCAUCUGCUCCACCAAGUUUGAUGGGUAGAAAUGGACCUACCCCUUCUACAGUUGAUCCCCUAACAGUUGGGUUACAAGAACAGCUUAUGAAUCACAAACGACUGGAAGAGAAACUGAAUUUAAGAGAGUCACAACUUGCCCUAGCCAGUAAUCUUCUUCAACAACAGAGUCAGAUGAUAGGCGAUAUCAACACCAAGAUGGGAGCUCCUGGAUUGAUGGGGCCUGCCCCUGGACCCUUAGGUCCUCCAGGUGGCCCCUCACCAGGACGUAUUCCCUCUCUAUUAGAUGGUCCACCAGGCCCCAGACCUGGCCCACCACCAAUGAUGCCAAUGAAACGACCAAAUGAAGGAAUGAGAAUGGACAUGAAAAGAAGCAGAUUUGAUCAAGGACCUCCACCAACUGUUCAUCAAGGAAGACCUGAUUUUAUUAGGCCAGGAGGAAUAAGACGAGAGGAAUACGACCCAAAAUUUCCUACCACCGACAGGGGAUUUGGUCAGCACAUGAGAUCUCGUCAACAUGAAGAACGUAUGAGAGGAGUGGGGGAUGUAGCCAGAUCUAAUAUGGCUAGAAAUCAAGCUCAACAACAUCUUAGAUUAUUAGAGGAUGAUGAUUCAUUCUGUAAACUGUGUGUUGAACCAUUAAAAAUACCAGCUGAUAAACACAAGAAGACCAGUAUUCAUAGGAAACGAGUUGUUCAAGUGAACAUGGGAUGUAGAUGGUGUAAUGUACCAUGUUUUAAAAAUUUUAAAGAAGUUUUGAAUCAUCGAGGAACUAAACGCCAUAUGGAUAAUGAGAAGAAGAAUAAAGAUUUAGGAAGUAAAAGAUCAGAUAGUAGUGAGAGAGAUCACAGAGAUCGAGAUAGACGCAGGCAUGAUGAUGAUCGUGGACACGGCAAAGAUAAGGACAAAAAAUCAUCAACAUCAUCAUCAUUAUCAUCCAGCAAAAAAGACAGCAAAGACUCAAAAGACUCUAAGGAAUAUAAAGAUUCCAAGUCAAAUGGAACAAGUAAAAGUUCUACCAGUUCUAAACCCACAGAAAAGAAAGUUGCACCUAAACCUGAAGUUAAAGAUGAGAAAGUGCUCAAGGCUCAACUUGACGCUUCAGAGAAAGAUAUGAAAGAAAUGGAGACGGCAACUUUUGAUUCCAAAAAGCCUGUGGGACAAAGUUUGGUGAUUCCAGUAACAGGAUUUUUCUGUAAACUCUGUCAUAAGUUCUAUAAUAAUGAAGAGGCAGCCAAGGUCGGCCAUUGUAAAACUCAAGUUCAUUUUGAUAAAUUUAAGACUGCCAUGUUGGCGAAAUUAAAAAAGAAAGUAGAAGCAGACAAGAAGGCGCUCGAUGAAGCUGUUAAAGAGAAAACUGAGAAAGAGGCCAAAGAGAAGUCAAAGACGGUAGUAAAAGAAGAAUCAAAAACUGAAAUUAUUGAGAUUAAAGAUGAUGAUGAAACCGCUGAAAAGGAGGAAGUAGAGUCAGUCGAUGAGGGCAAAGCAGAAGAGGAUUCCACAGAGCAGACGACAGCUCAAAAUCAAGAUGAAACCAUGGAUCCAGACGAUACUAUGAAGACUGUCGACUUUGCAGACGUUACUGCCGAAGAAAAAAGUUUGUUGGCAGACGGUGAUGAAAACGGAACUGCAAAAAUGGAAGACGAGAAUCAAAAUGGUGAUGCAGAUCAUACUGAAGAUGACAUUGCAGAUAAUUCCGAUGCAGCCAUUAUUGGUUUGGAAGAGUCCAAUGAAGACCAAACAACAGACGACGCUCAAAAUGAAAAUGAGGCUGAAAAUGAAACUGAGAACCCUGAAAAUGAAACUGAUGAAACUAUCACAGAAGAGGCUACAGAAACAAGUGAACCUACAGAGGGAGCCACAACCAAAUCACCAAGAAGUCGAGUUCGUACUGGCAAACCUCGCGGUGGAAAAGCCAAAAGAGGCAAAAAAUAGACUGAUUUGUGUAAAUAUUCAUUGCUCUUAUCACAUGACAUCUAAAUCAUUUUCUAUUGGAUGGUUCAUUCAACAAAAGGAUGCCAGAAGUGAUACAGAUCACAAUUCUGUAAAAACCAACCAAAACUGUUAAAAUGAAUGCACGAACAGGGAAAUAUGUUCGAGGUUUUGGACCUCUGCUUCCAUUAUACAUGUAUUUCAUUUCAAUAUUUAAUCAACUUCAAAUAUGAGACUAGAGCAUGGACAUCCUUUUCUACUUUUUACUCAUAAUUCUCAGCAAUUGACAGUUUUUUGUGUUUUUCGAAAAGUUGGUACCUGUUACAGUACCGUACUAAAAUCUUGAGUUAUCCUCUUUUCAAUUGCAGUCAUUCAUUUUGAUAUAUUUCUUUUUUCUUAAAUCUGAUAUCAAAUUCCAAUUAUUUGAAUAGAAUAUUCAUAAAAUAUUUCUAUUUUGUGGUCAUUAAUUUUGUAUCAAAAGUUGAAGGGUGUAAAUUAAGCCAAAAAGUGAUUUUGAGUUUCAUAAGAAAAAAGCCCUUGCAUGUUUCAUUAUCGUCAUAUGGAAUAGAUUCAGUUAAUAAAUUAAAGACUAAAAUCUG
This is a messenger RNA of Lottia gigantea (owl limpet), 2839 nucleotides long. RefSeq lists its product as hypothetical. The record is from RefSeq and is a predicted model, not a curated record. Lineage: Eukaryota; Metazoa; Mollusca; Gastropoda; Lottiidae. Gene Ontology annotation, cellular component: nucleus. Gene Ontology annotation, molecular function: zinc ion binding; nucleic acid binding. The transcript has 11 exons. Bases 108 to 2243 code for a protein of 711 amino acids.